UUUCUGUUUCUGUUUUGUCCAAGUAGGCAACUCUUUUCCUGAACGGGACAGGUCGUGGCAUUCCUCUGACGCCAGGGGGAUACGCUUUCCUGGAGGGGAAAAACACAGGAAUCUUUUGGAAAAAAGUGUAGCCUAGUGCGCACAACCCCUCAACUUAAUAGAAGUCAUCUGCCUGCCGUCCCACAUUACACUUCCUUGGGCUAAGGGUUUCGUUUUUCCUUUAGUCUGCGAAGAAACCCUUGGGUAGUGUGGCGGAUAUGUGCUAAACCGAAGAGUGCCUUUGAACUUUUUUGGGAACGGGGUAGCGUUUUCUUCGUGGAGUGGAAGCACCCGAGAUUUAUCCACGCGGGAGAGCGGAAAAGAUUCAUUUUGAACUGCCGACAUGAGUGUGCUACCGCCCAUUCGGAGGGAUCGAGUCAUAGCCCAGCUGCCUACGUGCUUCAACAAAGAGGCUGCCCUGCACACCAAGGAGGAGUUCCACUCCAAAGUCCGGACAGCAUGCCAGGAACAGAAGACUGGGACCGUGGGUAGGUUUAAGAUCUCCAAGGUCAUUGUCGUGGGUGACCUGGCUGUUGGCAAAACAUGUCUGAUUAAUAGGUUUUGUAAGGACACUUUUGACAAGAACUACAAGGCCACCAUUGGUGUGGACUUUGAGAUGGAGCGGUUUGAGGUGCUAGGUGUCCCUUUCAGCUUGCAGCUAUGGGAUACCGCAGGGCAGGAGAGAUUUAAAUGUAUUGCUUCUACAUAUUACAGAGGGGCUCAAGCUAUCAUAAUUGUGUUUGACUUGACGGAUGUGUCAUCGUUGGGUCAUGCCAGGCAGUGGCUGGAAGACGCCAUGAAGGAGAAUGACCCUUCCAGUGUGCUGCUCUUCCUGGUUGGAACCAAGAAAGACUUGAGUUCCCCUGCUCAGUAUUCUCAGAUUGAGGAGGAUGCUGUUCGACUCUCCGAAGAGAUAAAGGCGGAGUACUGGGCUGUCUCUGCACUAACAGGAGAGGGCGUGAGGGAGUUUUUCUUCCGUGUUGCGUCCCUAACAUUCGAGGCCAAUGUCCUAGCAGAACUGGAGAAGAGUGGAUCCCGACGCAUUGGGGAAGUUGUUAAAAUCACCAGCAACACCAACAACACACACACCACAUCCAAGAAGAAGCACCCUAACUGCUGUCAAUGAGAGAGAACAUUCUGGAAUAUUCACUGACACCGUACCAAGUCCAGACAUACAGUCUUUCCUGCAUGGGAAGGUCUUGAGGAGCGGUGACACAAUGGCAAGAGUGUUCACCUCUCUAAGAAAACACUACAAAGAGUUUUAGGGGCUCUCCGAAGACUGAGGUUAUUUAUUUGAUCUUUUUCUGUUUAUGAGGUUGGAAUGUCAGCUGGCCUGGUACAGUAAGAGGGGAAUUAUAUUGGCCACUGCCAUGCUUUUUGUCCCACAUGUGCUGAACCAUGAGAGAGUUAUGUAAAGACGGAUUUGAGAGUUUUUGCAAACAUUGUUUUUAUUUACUCAUUUUAGUAUUAUAAAAGUGAUAAGGAAUUGAACUCCCAUACCCCCACCCCCAAAUUAUUUUGCCUUAUGCUUUUAGUCCAAGUUAAAUUUAUAUGCUGUUGUUUUGCUGUGUGUUCAAUCCACUUUUAGGUACAAAUACAAUGAGGGAGUUACUGCAGUGUAAUGAGAAGUAAUGUGGUUGAAAUGGUGCACACAACGUUUCUGGAGAACCAGAUCAAACUAUACAUUACAUAUGAUAUGAGCUUACUGAGAGGGAAGUGACCAUUGUUUACAGCUUUAAUAAGCCAAAACAUGAGAUGCAAUAUUACUAGUUAUGGAACUAUAUGAAUAAUACGUAUUGUGUAUCAAGACAGUAAUAAUAUUUGAAAGUCCCUCCAUUUUUGCUUUUUAAUUAUUUUUACCAAUUUAUGCAAAUCACAAGACUGCCAAAGAAAAUAAAGAUAAUCUUUCUGAGGCAAUUUCAA
Molecule: messenger RNA, 1962 nt
Organism: Alosa alosa (allis shad)
Lineage: Eukaryota; Metazoa; Chordata; Actinopteri; Clupeiformes; Clupeidae
Gene: rab34a
Product: RAB34, member RAS oncogene family a
Exons: 11
Coding region: 383-1165 (260 amino acids)
Biological process (GO): phagosome-lysosome fusion; endocytosis
Molecular function (GO): GTP binding; GTPase activity
Source: RefSeq, a predicted model, not a curated record